AUGAAUUCCUACCGGAUGCUGAGGACUCCGGCAGGACAACACGUCAAGGGAAGUGAUCCGCUGAGGUUCCCACGGCGACAGCGUUACCAGCAACCUCACAUCAUCGCAUCGGGCUACACUCAAGCUGUGGCUCGUCGCAACGAGCGCGAACGCAACAGAGUGAGGCUGGUCAACAUGGGCUUUGCUGCUCUGAGGCAACACGUUCCCAACUUCACACAGAACAAGAAGAUGAGCAAAGUAGACACGCUGCGAUCCGCCGUCGACUACAUCAAGUCUCUUCAAGACCUCCUCGAUCAUGGAAGUCAACGUCAGCGUUCAGAGAGGAUGGUCGACCACGACGAGGACGACUCGUCAGCCUUUAACAGCGCUGAAGAUCGUCAGCAACUUCUCAAGGAGACAGAGAGUUUCUACCUGGCAUGUGACGCAGACAGCUUGCUUUCACCGCCCGAUGAACAGCCGACCAUGUCUACGCAGGCGUCUGCGAACCAGCUGGACUGUUAUUGCGGGACGGACGAUUCUCAACUCAUGGAGUUCUGCCAGCCGUGGCUUGUGUAG
Molecule: messenger RNA, 555 nt
Organism: Ixodes scapularis (black-legged tick)
Lineage: Eukaryota; Metazoa; Arthropoda; Arachnida; Ixodida; Ixodidae
Product: achaete-scute complex protein T3-like
Exons: 1
Coding region: 1-555 (184 amino acids)
Biological process (GO): developmental process; regulation of transcription by RNA polymerase II
Molecular function (GO): RNA polymerase II transcription regulatory region sequence-specific DNA binding; protein dimerization activity; DNA-binding transcription factor activity, RNA polymerase II-specific
Source: RefSeq, a predicted model, not a curated record